CAUAGUUGCUGUGGGUUGAUUGGGCCGCCACAGUGGACAGCAGACGACCUCUGGACGACGGCUGGUAUGGAUAAGGCCUGUGAGACACCCAAAAACUGCGGUUAUAUGGUUGUCCCUCUUUCUCCACUACACUCAGGUGUAAAACUACUACAUUGGACAGCGAGCACGCUAAAAACCAAAGCCCAAAAGCAGUGAAGGAGAGGAGAGCACGCUGCCGCCUGCCAUGAAGGACGGCUCUGUGUACUAGACGGGUCCCCCCAGCAUCGCCGUUGGUACCUCAAAAUGGACUUCCUGUUAAGCGGCGUGGCGGCAUGCGGAGCCUGUCUGUUGACCAACCCGCUGGAGGUGGUCAAGACGCGCAUGCAACUGCAGGGAGAGCUCAAAAGUCGGGGCACCUACCAGGUUUACUACCGGAAUGUCUUUCACGCUUUCUAUACCAUCGGUAAAGUGGAUGGCUUGGCCGGCUUACAGAAAGGUUUGAUGCCUGGAUUGGUGUAUCAGUUUUUUAUGAAUGGAGUCCGCCUCGGCUCGUACGCCAUCAUAGAAUCUUCUGGCUACAUCCACACUGAUGGAAGGGUCAGUGCGGUGAAGACCAUCAUAGCUGGAGCUGCGGCAGGAGUGGUGGGAGCUGUCAUGGGCAGCCCUGUCUAUUUGGUAAAGACUCAUCUGCAGAGUCAGUCCACCAUUGCUGUAGGACAUCAGUAUAAACACAAGGGGAUGACACAUGCUCUGGCAGUUAUUUACAAGGAGCACGGGAUUCUGGGACUGUGGAGGGGCGCCAGUGCUGCCAUACCGAGGGUCAGCGUGGGUUCAGCUUCUCAACUAUCGACAUUCUCCUCUGCCAAGGAGCUGGUGGUUGAUCUUCAGGUGUUUCCAAAGGACAGCUGGUUGGUGGCACUGAGCGCCGGCAUGAUCAGCAGCGUGGCGGUGGUGCUGGCGAUGACACCUUUCGAUGUGGUGAGCACGCGGCUCUACAACCAGCCUGUGGAUCACCAAGGCAAGGGGCAGCUUUAUAAAGGAUUCACCGACUGCUUUUCUAAGACGCUGAAAAAGGAAGGGCUAAUGGGACUCUAUAAAGGUUUGGGAGCCUCUUAUUUCCGGAUAGGUCCUCACACCAUUCUCUCGUUGUUCUUUUGGGAUGAACUACGCAAAUUUUACCAGCAGUUCAGAUAACACCAGGGACCAGGAGGUUUGAAAAUCUGUGAGCAGACAGGUUAAAUUGAGUGUAUAAUAUGAAGUUAAACAAAAACCAGUGGAGGCGUUCCUUCCUCAUUGAGCAAGGAGUAUAUUGAAGAACAAAAACACAUUAGUGGACUUUAAAAGGAACAGGGAGUGAAAAUGUGACGACACACUUAGUGACACAGAAUGUGCACAUGUAGGAUGGAAACCAGUCAGUUAAUAGAUAUUGAAGGAAUACCGUACGUAGGCUUGAGUAAUAACCUCAAAGGUAGUACCUCUCAGCAUCAGAGCUGUUCGUAUGCAAUAGAUGGCCGUAUAAAUGGCCCACUACCUCUAACCAUUUUUCAUUCCAUACAAUCUUAUCAAGUCCUAUUCAAGUAAGACAAAUUACUACUGAUUUGUAGUAUAGCCAUCCCAUUGUGUCUGAUGAUCACUUCACUGGGACCACACACUCCCAUGCCUGCAAUAAUUGCAUAAUAUGGACUUAAGUGGCCGACUCUUAUUGCCAAAACAAAACACUUCAUAGAUUUUGUUUACAUUCACCAGGUGAUCAUGGUGAUUGAGCUACACUGAAUGAUUAGUGCACUAACAUACUAUAUAUAAUUGCCUUAUAUAUAUUUGCACCAUAUGAAUACAGUAUCCAUCAUAUGUAAAAGAUGGAUAACCCCAUGGGAGAGGAAUGUCCUUUUAUUUGUUUCGGAACACAUAAAUUCCCCUAGCAGCUCAAAUUUAUUGAAUUAUUUAAUUGUAUAUUCUGUUGAUUUUCAACACACUCCAAUUCCCAUGACGUGCACAUCUGGGCUGUGCUCUCAUGAACUGAAGGAAUGAUCAUGUUUUCAAAUCUUUUUAGUUCCCUAUUUUCACACCAUGGAGAAAAACAUGCUUCUAGUUUUGUACGUGUAUUUUUUAUUUUGUUUUACUAUUUAUGGCAAUAGCGAACAUUGAGAGGGCAUUUUUCAUGUGGUGACGCCUUCCUGUUUGUUGACUCUGUACUAUAUAUUACACAGCUUUCUAUGCAUUAUAGACGCGUUUAAUUUCAAAGAUGAGGAAUUACCUGAUGAAUUUUAAGAAUUUAUGACAACUAAUCUGCGCAAAAUAUUAUGCCAUUGCUGAGCCGCGCAUCAAUUUAGAAUCUUUUCAAUCAACUUCAUACACAGCAACAUAUUUAUGUCUGACAUUUUUAUUUAGCUCUUCUAAACAAUUGUCAAGCUUUAGAACAGAUUUGAUGGCUUACAUUAAAGCAUUAGCUUAAAAUUUCUGCUAAUUUUUUCUAAAAUUUGCUCAUUUAAAGGGGACCCAAUUUUGCUCAUUUUCGGCACUUUGUAUUGAGUUGUGGACUCCGAUAGAGCAGCUCCGCACAAUAACCCUCAUAGAAUGCUUAAUACAUCUUCCAGAUUCUGCGCCUCUUUCUGAUGCGUUUCCAUGGACUUCCUGCUUUUGAUCCAAACCCAAAUUUACUGUAGGUACGCCCACUCCACUUUGAUUGGUCACACUCCAAAGCACCCCUGAAGAAUUCCGAAUAUGCAGGUCCGUGUUUACUGUGUGCAGGCAGUCCGCAGCCCAUACAAGAAAGUCCGGGUCACAUUGACCAUAGAACUCCAGGUAUUCCAGGUAGAUGCUUUGGCAUCUUUUAACACGAGAAAACAACGUUGUAACGAUAUUUAUAGGUCAGAAAAAUGGAAAAUGCAUAAUAGGGUCCCCUUUAAGUCGUUGUUACUUGACUAACAUUACAUUUGCUAUUAAAACACAAACCGUAGAAGAAGGUAACAGCAUAUUAAUGCUUGAAUGUUUGAUCCAUAAGACUUGUGUAGCACUUUUUUAGUUUUCAUAACCAUGUUACAUGCAGACUACUCCGCCUGAUGAAGUAAAUUAUUGUUUUAUGUAAAAGAAACAC
Molecule: messenger RNA, 3073 nt
Organism: Doryrhamphus excisus (bluestripe pipefish)
Lineage: Eukaryota; Metazoa; Chordata; Actinopteri; Syngnathiformes; Syngnathidae
Source: RefSeq, a predicted model, not a curated record